GAUCUCAGUUUCGCUCCAUGUCUUCAAUAAUUUCGUUUCUCCUUCAUGAAAUUGAUUCAUCAACAGCCGAUUUAGUGGGCUUUGUUUGCCCUAGAUUUUAGAUUUUAACAUUGCACAAUUUCCCUUUUGAAUUUGUUGUUUCUCGGGUGUCUUUUCGAAUGAGUGCGGAUUACGCUCAGUUUGGUUGUUGAGAAAUUAGUUCAGGAGGUUUUUUCUGUGUUAUGGUGCAAUGUGAUUGUGAAUAUUGGGUUGUGAUUCGGUUGGUUGUCGGGUGAUGGAUUGGAUUUCUUCUUUAAAUUUUCUCAUGCAUUGUGUUGAUGUUGAAAUUUUGAAUCUUAUGGUUUAUGUUAUUUGGGUUUAUUAGGAAAAAAGAAGCUCAUUCAACUAAACCAAAUUCAUUCAUUUUCUCUUCAUGUGUUUUUUUUGCUACUAAAUGAGGGAAAAAAACCCUAAUUAUUGUGAACUUUUUGCAGUUUUAUUAUAGGGAGAAUUAUGGUUUUUUUUUUGGUAUGAUUUUGCUGUCAUUUUAUCUGUUGGGUUGCUGAUAAAGUGGAGUAAAAAGGAACAAAUGUUGAAUCUUAUGAAGCUCAAUUGAGUGGAGGUGUUAGUUUUCUUGGGUCUCAAAAUUUUCAGAAUCUAAAAUUAAUUUAUUGGAUUUUAAUUUUGUCCUCUGUUCAGACUUUUAGCAGCAUUUAGGAGUCCAAGAAAAAAAUUUCUUGUGUUUUGCAGCCGUUUUCUGAGUUGAAUAGAAAAAUGGAAUCAACCCGGGUAGGUAGAGGGUUUGCAAACUCACGAGUGCCCAAGAAGGAAGAGAUUGAGUAUGGGAUGGAACAGGGUGAGGGUCAUCAAUCGCGUGUUUCUAGUUCGAGACGUACUCGUUCCCAGUUGGCUCCUGACUGGACUAUAAAUGACUCGCUUAUUCUUGUGAACGAGAUUGCUGCUGUUGAAGGGGAAUGUUUAAAUGCAUUGUCCACAUAUCAGAAAUGGAAAAUAAUAGCAGAAAAUUGUACUGCUUUGGAUGUAAGCAGGACUUUCAAUCAGUGUCGUAGGAAGUGGGACUCAUUGCUUUUUGAGUACAACAAGAUCAAGAAAUGGGAGUCAAGAUCUCGGAAUGUUUCAUUUUGGACUUUGGAAAGUGAAAGGAGAAGAGAGCUUGGUCUCCCGGUUGACUUUGAGAGAGAGCUAUUCAAAGCAAUUGAUGAUCUUGUGUCUUCACAAGAGGUCCGAUCUGAUACUGACCCGGGUACUGACCCAGAAGCAGAAGAUGAUAGGCUUGAGGUGAUUGCAGAAUAUGGGCCCAAGAAGCAAAAGCGCCGAGAAAUGCCACAAAAAACCACCAGCUUAGAAGAAAAAGAGCAAAUGAUGGUUAUGAAGCUGCGCGAGAACGCAGAUCUUAUUGAUGCAAUAGUUAAAGGAAACCUGGUAGACGGUGUAGACUUUGGAUUGGGGGGUUCAAAGAAUCGAGAGACUCUCCAGGCAGAUUUUAAAAGACGUCAAGGCGACAAGCUUAUCGCGUGCCUCAGAGACAUCGCUGAUACCCUUGACCAGCUUCGCGAUAUAGUACAGAAAUGUGGAUAGUGAAUAGUUCUCAUAAAAGGGUUGCUGCAAAAAAAAUUCAGGCCAAAGGAGCCUUUUGAACAAGCCUCCUGCUUCUUUCUUGUAGACAAUGGCUCUUUGUGUCAUAGAGAUGAAUUUGGGAAGAUCAAUAUAUGACUUGACUAUUUUAUGUUAUCA
Messenger RNA from Vitis riparia (riverbank grape), 1734 nucleotides. Its product is annotated as trihelix transcription factor ASR3. Bases 754 to 1578 code for a protein of 274 amino acids. The transcript is spliced from 2 exons. NCBI's taxonomy places the organism in Eukaryota, Viridiplantae, Streptophyta, Magnoliopsida, Vitales, Vitaceae. The record is from RefSeq and is a predicted model, not a curated record.